AUGGGUUUCGGGAGAUCUUCUUCUUCUUCCUCUUCCUCGGCUCUGAAAUGGCUUGGUUUCGUUACAGCUGUCUGGGUCCAAUCCAUCUCCGGCAACAAUUACACCUUCUCCAAUUACUCUGACGCUCUCAAAUCCCUAAUGAACCUCACUCAGCUCGAGCUAAACAAUCUCUCCGUCGCCAAAGACGUCGGAAAAGCAUUCGGGAUCCUCGCCGGGCUUGCUUCCGAUCGUCUUUCCACUCCCGUCAUCCUCCUCAUCGGCUGUUUCGAAGGCCUUCUCGGUUACGGUGUACAAUGGCUCGUCGUAAGCCGCACGAUCCAACCUCUACCUUAUUGGCAGAUGUGUGUGUUUCUCUGUAUGGGAGGAAACAGCACGACGUGGAUGAACACGGCGGUUCUGGUGACUUGUAUACGCAAUUUCCGGCGGAAUCGUGGUCCCGUCGCUGGGAUUCUGAAAGGAUACGUCGGUUUGAGCACUGCGAUUUUUACGGAUCUGUGCACUGCUCUGUUUUCUGCCGAUCCGGCUUCCUUUCUGGUGCUCCUCGCCGUCGUGCCUUUCGCCGUCUGUCUCACGGCUGUUUUCUUCCUCCGUGAAAUCCCUCCGGCUACUUCCGCCGCCGAGGAAAACGAAGAGUCUCGAUACUUCGCCGUGUUCAACAUCGUCGCGGUUGUGGUUGCUGUGUACCUUCAGUCCUAUGACAUAAUCGGAAUCAAAACCGGAGCAUUCUCCAUCGCAUUCGCCUCCAUACUUCUCAUCCUAUUAGCUUCUCCUAUCGCCAUCCCUUUCCACGCCUUCAUCCAGGGCUUAAAUCGCGACGAACAAGACGUAGAAGGACGAAUCGACGAACCGUUGCUGAGAUCCGCGAUCGUGGAGGAGACAGUUGUCGGUGCUGCAGCGGCGGCGGAUAACGAGUUGCCACCGAAUCUUAAGCUUUUGCAGGAGGAGGAGGAGGAGAACCACGGUGAGGCGAUAGAGAAGAAGGGGCCCGUGCUUGGAGAAGACCACACCAUAUUCGAAGCGAUGUUGACCGUUGACUUUUGGGUGUUGUUCGUGUCGUUCCUGUGUGGAGUAGGCACUGGUUUAGCUGUGAUGAACAAUAUGGGUCAGAUCGGGCUUGCGCUUGGUUACACCAACGUCUCGAUUUUUGUCUCCAUGAUGAGCAUUUGGGGAUUCUUUGGCCGGAUUCUCUCCGGUACCAUCUCCGAGCACUUUAUCAAAAAAUCUGGAACACCAAGACCAUUAUGGAACGCAGCAUCUCAAGUCCUCAUGGCCGUAGGAUAUCUUCUGAUGGCUUUAGCCCUGCCCGGCUCACUCUACCUCGGUUCAAUGGUGGUUGGGGUUUGCUAUGGAGUCCGGUUAGCCAUAACCGUACCAACCGCCUCCGAGCUCUUCGGUCUCAAAUACUACGGACUCAUCUACAACAUCCUCGUACUUAAUUUGCCACUAGGCUCGUUCCUCUUCUCGGGUCUUCUCGCCGGUUUACUCUACGACGCUGAAGCCACAGCGACUCCUGGUGGAGGCAAUUCGUGUGUAGGAGCUCAUUGUUACCGUCUCAUCUUCAUUGUAAUGGCGUUUACUUCCAUUAUUGGGGUUGGUCUUGAUGUGUUGCUUGCGUUUAGAACGAAGGAGAUCUAUGCGAAGAUUUAUGCGAGCAAGAAGGCCAAGAAAUCUAGUGGUAAUCUUCGAUGA
Molecule: messenger RNA, 1689 nt
Organism: Thlaspi arvense
Lineage: Eukaryota; Viridiplantae; Streptophyta; Magnoliopsida; Brassicales; Brassicaceae
Source: the annotation of a GenBank genome assembly